Megalopta genalis is the source of this 4820-nucleotide messenger RNA. RefSeq names its product Ca[2+] channel Muscle-specific alpha2/delta subunit (gene Ca-Ma2d). Lineage: Eukaryota; Metazoa; Arthropoda; Insecta; Hymenoptera; Halictidae. Gene Ontology annotation, molecular function: voltage-gated calcium channel activity. Gene Ontology annotation, cellular component: voltage-gated calcium channel complex. The record is from RefSeq and is a predicted model, not a curated record.
CCCGAUGCGUGCGGGCUGCUCGGUGCCGUCUCGAACGGGUCUCCGUUCAGGCGGAUAGAGCGAGAGAGAGUGAGAGUGGGGGGCGAAGAGAGAGAGCCGGCGCGAUUUUAUAAAUACACAGGACCACGCGAGCCGGGUCACGUGAUUCGUCGGCUCACGGGACGGCGCGCGAAGGGGGUUCGGUUCCUGUACCAAAAAUAAUCGGGCCAUCUCGCCGGCCCCGUGGAAAAGACCAGGAACGCGGCACCGCCAGUUCAGAAGCUGAAAGGUGAAAACGGCGUGGUUGCGCCGCCGGCUUUCCACGGAAGCCCAUAAUGAGACGAUGCGACGGACGCUAUCCCGACGCUGCUGGCAAAUAGAACGCUACCGGCACCGCCGAAAAUGACGCCGGGAAUCUACCGGUGCCUGAUCCUCCUGGCCCUCUGCUUCCAUUAUGCCGGCUGCUUCGGCAGGGACACGCAAAUCGUGAUACGAUGGGCAGAGAAGUUGGGGAACGACUUAUGGAAACUGGCGGAGAAGGUGGCGCGACCAGAAGAACUAUUAAGCAAAUACAAGGCGAUGAAUACGCGAGUGGAGGACAAGUCCGGGGAGGAAUUGGUGAGCAUAAUCAGCGAGAACGUCGGCAGGAUGCUGAGACGAAAGAUGGACGCGGUGACCUGCAUCCGCGUGAAGGCCGAAGAGGAAUGGAAGCCCGACACGGACGCUAAUUUCACCUACGUAUCCGGCAAAUACAGCUACGUGCCCGAUCAGAGGGCGCCACAGCUUCCGGAGAACAUGGAGAAAAACGCUACGGUGUACAGGGACAUAGAGCUGACGCCGGACUCGCAUUUCUACAACAUACCCGUGAACACGAGCUUCUCGUCGGUGCACGUCCCGACGAACGUGUACGACCUGUCGCCGCCGGUUGCCAAGGCCAUCCUGCAGUCGGAGGUCCUCGACGCGGUGUUCCGUCAGAACUACGAGUCCGAUCCGGCACUGUCGUGGCAGUAUUUCGGCUCCGUCACCGGCAUGCUGCGCCAGUAUCCCGCCAUGCAGUGGAAAAUGGACCCAACGGCGGAAAGCGCCGGCAGCGAAGGGGACGACGAGGACGACGGCGGCGGCGGCGAAGAGGAGGAGGCGGACACCUAUGACUGCAGGUUGCGCAGCUGGUACAUCGAGGCUGCCACCUGCAGCAAGGACAUGGUGAUCCUGAUGGACACCAGCGGCAGCAUGGCGGGCAUGGGAAAGACUAUCGCCAAGACGACCAUAAACGCGAUCCUGGACACCCUGUCGAACAACGAUUUCGUGACGGUGCUGAGCUACACGAACGGCACCACCGACGUGGUGGACUGUUUCAAGGACACGCUGAUCCAGGCGACGCCGGAGAACGUGGAGACGUUCAAGAAAGCGAUCACCACGGUGAAGACGGAGGGCCAGGCGAAUCUGACCGAGGCCUUCGGCAAGGCCUUCGAGCUGCUCAGCAAUUACAGGGAGACGCGUGGGUGCGGGGCAGACACGCCGUGCAAUCAGCUAAUCAUGCUGGUUACCGACGGGGUUCCUGGAAAUUUGACCGAGGUGUUCAAAAUAUGGAACUGGCAGGACAACGACACCUACAUCCCCCCCGUCAGGGUGUUCACCUACCUGCUGGGCAAGGAGGUGUCGAAGGUACGCGAGAUCCAGUGGAUGGCGUGUCUGAAUCGCGGCUACUACACGCACGUUCACACGCAGGAAGAAGUUCGGGAACAGGUGCUGAAGUAUAUACCCGUGGUGGCGAGACCUAUGGUCCUCCAGGACAAGGUGCAUCCGAUUGUCUGGACUCACGCGUACGCCGACAUCACUAAUCCGGCACUCGCCACUUGGCUGUGGCUGGUGAUGCAGCACGAAGAGCAACAGUCCCGGCUCCAGAAACACCUGAAAGGGAAACGCCUGGGCGUGCGAAUGAAUGAGGACGAAAUCUACAUACAGCAGCUCCACAAGGACGAGGACGUGCGGCAGGACGCCUCGAUGCUGAACACGACCGCCUGGCAGGAGUACAGGCUGCUGACGUCGGUGAGCACGCCGGUGUUCGAUCGCCAGGGCAAUGCGAGAGCCUAUAAGAAACACAACAGGACAAGGGUUGCGGAUAUGCUGGGCGUGGCGGGCACCGACGUGCCGAUCGACGAUAUACGGAAGCUCACGUUGCCGUACAAGCUCGGCGUGAACGGCUACGCCUUCAUCGUGUCGAACAACGGCUACGUGAUACUCCAUCCGGACCUCAGGCCGGUCUUCAAAGGCAAGCUGAAGCUCAACUACAACAGCAUCGACCUCACCGAGGUGGAGAUCCUGAACGAUGGUCGGGAGCCGAGGAACCCGGGGCCGGAGGUGCUGGAGCUGCGUGCUGCGCUGGUCGACCACAAAACCGGCAGCAUGAAAGGGGUGCCGGUGAAAUUGCAUUACGACGACAAUCGUCGUGUGACCCUCGAAAGACGGGACUAUUUCUACGCGCCGUUGCCGGGCACGCCCUUCGGCCUUGCGGUCGCUAUACCAAAUUACGGGACCACGUGGAUCAAGGUCGGCGACGAGAUCCGCAGGAACCAGAACAUGAACAUCGACAUCUCGCAGUUCUUCGUCGGCGGCAACUGGAGGGUGCACCCCGGCUGGGUGUACUGUCGCUACCAUUAUCUGGAAGGUCACGAGUUCGAGGACACCGAGGAGGAGCUCGUACACUUUCUGGAGCUGAUGAACAAGCCGGGCUGGCGAUGGUCGGAGCAGUACGAGGCCUAUUCGACGGAGCCUGUCACGGAGAACGACACCUUGAACUGCGGCAGCAGAACGCUCUCGCAGGACGAUUACUAUUGCAACAAAGAGCUGAUGCAGCUGUUGGUGUUCGACGCGAAGGCGACCAACGGCAGCUUCAACGAGGAGUUCCGGCUGGAGGAGCCGAGGGCGAGGCAGCUGGUCAAGAUCUACGGGAUCUUUCUGCGGUUCGUCGCCACGCAGAGCGGCCUGACCAGAUGGCAUCAUUUGGACACGAACAGAGUGCCCACCGAGGACGACGGCAUCGUAUUCGGGGACCUUCAUCGGAGAGCGGUCAACGAGCCCUGGUACAAGGGCGCCAUUUUCCAGAAUAUCGCCGACCCUGACAGCAUUUCCGUCACGGUUCCAUGGGAGGCGGGCGCGGACGCCAUAGUGACGGCCUCCAUAGGGAUAUUCCCGAAAGACGGCGGUAAAACCGCGCCAGCGGCGGUCGUUGGCUUCCAAAUGCCCAUGCGGGAUCUUUACAACAGAUUCAUCAACCUGACCUCGGAGCCGGCUAACUCGAGCAUGAACUGCGCCCACGGCUGGAUCGAUUGCUACCUGCUCGAUCAGAACGGUUACGUGGUGAUAUCGGAGGCGCACAACGACACCGGCCAAUUUAUGGGGACGCAGGAGGGCGCCGUCAUGAACUCCAUGGUGGGCCAGGGGCUCUUCAAUCCGGUGGAGAUUUACGACUACCAGGCGUGGUGCGAGGAAAUUCGCAUCCAGGAUGCGGCCAGCACUCUGACGGACCCGCUGAUGCACCUCUGGAAACUGUUGCUCUGGUUUCUGCUGCGUGCCGCGUGGUUCGCGACCCAGUUCGCCAACUUGCCGGUCGGCCUGGCCAAAGUUCACGCCGACGAGGACGCGCCGGACCCGCCGCCGCCCCCCAAACCCUAUCUGUACCACUAUCCCUGCGAUCAGAAGAGGAUCCUGUACAUGAUGAACUACACGGUGGCCGGCGAGGGCGUCUCCAAUCACGAGGACUACUGCUCCAGGCCGUUCUAUGCUCGCAGAGUGCCGCACACGAAUCUGCUGCUGGUGGUGGUGGACGCGAUGUACGCCACCUGUUACAAAAGAUUAGAGGUGACGCCGGUGAUCAUUUCGCCGUUGGAGUACACGAACGGGUCCGAGAGCGCGCCCUGCCAUAAAAUGCCGCUGAACGACCUGAAAAGACGGCGCCUCGAGGGCUGUUUCACCGAGCAUCCCCUGGAGGACGAGAUCGAUAGAUGCGGGGGGGCCGCGGGGCUGGCCGUGUCUUUGCUGUUGUUCUACGCCGUGCUCGCCAGAAUUCUCUCCGCGUUCGCAUGACAACGUUAUGUCACGGCGUAAAUGACAAUCUCCACGCAGCUGACGAACGAGCGCGCGCGCGCGCGCUCCCAUGCAAUUGUAAAUCGCUGAUCAGCGACUGUGGUCAACUGUGCACCCUCGCGCCAUCUGUGAAAUAAAAUUAAAUAAUAAAAUUAAAUUAAAUUAAAUAAUAAAUAAUAAAUUCUUCGCGGUCAAGCAUUUCUUAUGGCGACUUAUGGCGUUCAGUGUUCACGACGCUUUGUUAAUUUACUCGAUCGAGUGUAGGGCAAGCGUGGGUAUUUCUGCGGAUGCCCGAAAUACUGCGGUAUCUUGUAAAAGUAAUAAAAUCUAACAUUUUGCAGUGUGCUAUUUUCUAAGAAUGAGUCUGAUAAUUUCUUUACACGUUUAACCCUUCGCACUCGAAGCUAUUUUAACCGUAAACCGAAAUAAUCUUCGCGAUCGAGCAUUUCUUGUGGCGACUUACGGCGUUCAGCGUUGUCGACGCUUUGUUACCGCGUCGAUCGAGCGUAGGGCGAGCGCGGGUAUUACUGCGGACGCACCAAAUGCUGCGGUUACUUCGAUUGACCUCAGGAACCCCUCAUUUGCCGAUUCCGAGCCAUAUGGAUGACACCAAACGGUUCCCAAUGUAACAGAAAUUAUUGUAUUUAAUUCGCGUUUCGGACAAUCGCCUCGGAAAUAUUUUAUUUCGCGCGAAGAAUUGUUCGCCAUGUUUCCGGGUGAAAAGUUACCCUAUUAAAAGUUAUUUACAUAGAAGU